This is a messenger RNA of Castor canadensis (American beaver), 1271 nucleotides long. It is a transcript of the gene Arl4d, whose product is annotated as ARF like GTPase 4D. NCBI's taxonomy places the organism in Eukaryota, Metazoa, Chordata, Mammalia, Rodentia, Castoridae. The record is from RefSeq and is a predicted model, not a curated record. Gene Ontology annotation, molecular function: GTPase activity; GTP binding.
GAAGCCCGCGGGCUGCCAGGGUGGCUGGCCUGGGAAGGCACCGGGGGAGCGCUGCUGACGCAAGAUAGUCCAUCUGUGUUCCCUUGUAGCCUGCAAUUUCGAGACCUCUUCCUUGCCUCUACUGGAGACCCCGAAACCUGUUCCUUAACUCUGACCAGCACCUUAGCUCACAAUGGGGAACCACUUGACUGAGAUGGCGCCCACUGCUUCCUUCUUGCCCCAUUUUCAGGCCUUGCAUGUGGUGGUCAUCGGCCUAGACUCAGCUGGAAAGACCUCCCUCCUUUACCGUCUCAAGUUCAAGGAGUUUGUCCAGAGUGCCCCCACCAAAGGCUUCAACACUGAGAAAAUUCGGGUGCCCUUGGGGGGGUCCCGUGGAAUCACCUUCCAAGGGGAUGUUGGAGGUCAGGAGAAGCUGCGACCACUGUGGCGCUCCUACACCCGCAGGACAGAUGGGUUUCGUGUGGUGGACGCUACAGAGACUGAGCGGCUAGAGGAGGCCAAAGUGGAGCUACACCGAAUCAGCCGGGCCUCGGACAAUCAGGGGGUGCCAGUGCUGGUGCUGGCCAACAAGCAGGACCAGCCUGGGGCACUGAGUGCAGCUGAGGUAGAGAAGAGGCUGGCAGUCCGUGAGCUGGCAGCUGCCACACUCACCCAUGUGCAGGGCUGCAGUGCUGUGGAUGGGAUAGGCUUGCAGCCCGGCCUGGAGCGCCUGUAUGAGAUGAUCCUUAAGAGGAAGAAGGCCGCCCGGGCAAGCAAGAAGAGACGGUGACCUGAGGCUGCCCCCUCCCUAUCUACUAGGGGUCUGUACACUUGGAUAGUCAGGCAGAGUCUGUGACCUCAGUUAGCCCUGGGUGCAGGACUCCUCCACCUCAAUGAAGGACUGAGGAGCAUGGAUUUUUGUUUUGGUGCCACACUGGGGGAGGGGAUGGCAGAUGGGAUGUCUUCGCAUCUCUCCGUCCUUACCCCUAGAGAAGUAGGGGCUGCAAGACUGUGGAGACUUAGAUGUAAAUGCUGACUCUACCUCGAUCCUGGUUCUUUUUUUUUUCCUUCUAGCUUUUUAUUCUGAUGUUUUUUGAGGUGGGGUCCAAAGUUGCUUAGAGAAUGCAUUUGGUAUGAAUGAACGUCCUCUCCUCUCACCCGCCAACUGGAGGAGGGGUCUCCCCAGCUACUUUUCUAGGGACACCAGUCACAAUAGUCUUGUGUGUGUGUGUAAAUGCCAGGAACGGUUCCCUACAUUUGUAGAUCCACAGCCCUUUUUAUAAGCUGUGUGU